Messenger RNA from Hermetia illucens (black soldier fly), 1143 nucleotides. RefSeq names its product tRNA-uridine aminocarboxypropyltransferase 1. Gene Ontology annotation, molecular function: tRNA-uridine aminocarboxypropyltransferase activity. NCBI's taxonomy places the organism in Eukaryota, Metazoa, Arthropoda, Insecta, Diptera, Stratiomyidae. The record is from RefSeq and is a predicted model, not a curated record. Bases 146 to 1126 code for a protein of 326 amino acids. The transcript has a single exon. Gene Ontology annotation, cellular component: nucleus. Gene Ontology annotation, biological process: tRNA modification.
UGGAAAUAACCUCAAAUAUCAAAUGUCAUUUGUCGGUAUGCAUAUCUAAUCCCGGAAUUUCAUAUAUUGUUGAUCUUGGCGGGUAAGUUCCAGGACAAGGGGACAUUUCUUGUAGAGACGCUUAUUUUUGCCGCCUCCUCUGAGGAUGACACACCCAGCGGCUACUGUCGCCAAGGAGCGAAAGUAUCCUUUUGUCAACAUGAAAAUCUCGGAUUAUUCGAUUCUUACUGAGAUCCAAGACCGGAGCCCGUGCUUUAAAUGCGGUAAGUCGAGGAAGUACUUCUGCUACACCUGCUACGUGCCAAUCGAACAACUUUGCGACCGGAUACCAAAAGUGAAGCUGCCCGUGAAGGUCGACAUAAUCAAGCAUCCGAGCGAGAUCGGGAAGAGCACGGCUGUACACGGCCCUAUCCUUGCGCCUGAAGAUGUACAAAUUUUCACAUAUCCCGAUAUCCCUGACUACUCGAAGGAGGAAGGUGUUGUCCUGAUAUUUCCCUGUGCCACUAGCCUCACUAUUAGCCAGCUGUUCGACGCCAACGUGCGAACAGUGAGGAGGGACGGCUUCGAUGUUCCGAAAGGCUACAACAUGGGAACGUUACUGAAGGUGAGGCUGGAAGAGAAACGAGAACAGAGCGAUCGACAGGAACCCGAAAGUCUUGAACAGUAUUCGAUCGAUAGUCUGCCAAUCAAGAAGGCCGUUUUCAUCGACAGCACAUGGAAUCAAAGUCGCGGAAUCUACAAAGAUGAUCGCAUCAAUUGCAUGAAAUCGGUGGUGCUGCAAAAUAGGAUCUCUCAAUUUUGGCGCCAUCAGAAGGGCAGCCCCCGGUGGUACCUGGCGACGAUUGAGGCGAUACAUCAGUUCGUCCUCGAGGUGCACAUAAACGCGUGGGGCCUGGAUCGGAGCUAUCGUGGCUUAGACGAGCUAGAAAUCUCAGAAGGUUACAUGGCAGCUGUCGAAGCUGCAGGCAAAAUUCGUGACGUUGACCCGAGCGUGCCUGCCGACACCAGGACGGCGCCCUACAAGGGCCAAUACGACAACCUAUUGUACUUCUUUGCACACAUGUAUGACCUUAUCCACAUCUACUAUGACCAUAACGAAUUAAAAUCAUACAAAAGACCAAUCUAAACUCACUCAUUUAUUUA